Dreissena polymorpha is the source of this 5176-nucleotide messenger RNA. RefSeq lists its product as uncharacterized. The record is from RefSeq and is a predicted model, not a curated record. The transcript has 3 exons. Bases 131 to 1528 code for a protein of 465 amino acids. Lineage: Eukaryota; Metazoa; Mollusca; Bivalvia; Myida; Dreissenidae.
AAUCCUUUUUGUAAAUUUUCACGUGGGAUCACGGGCCAGCAACUCUGCUAGGAGAUUUCACUAAUACGAAGACGGAAGUUGUUAAGCGGAUUUUACAUACAGGGGGAACUUCCAUUCGUAUUGUUCCGAAAUGGCGGAAGGAGGUAUCGGGUGUACAGAGUUAGAAUCUGAAAGCAAUCUCAGACACAAUCAUCAGUCUCAGAAUUACUUCGAAAGUGUGUCCGUGGAGAUCUCCAGUAUAAUGACUCGGCUGGGAUACGGCGAGCAGAUAAGACGGUGGCGGGUUGAGAAGUUCAAAAAGCGUGCUAGCUUGAUUAAUGCAGGAUUAAGUGAUGUAACUGUGAUCACAGCUGGCAGCAAGGCAGAGGGGCUAACCUGCGUUUAUGAGAGCGACCGUGAUGAUUUACUCGUUUUGGAAGGUAUACUCUGUGUGGAAGCUGGUAUAAGUCUUCAGACCAUUCCUGACGGCAUAGGAGUGUACAGGAUGGAUACACAUGCAUAUUCAGGACACUGUAGACUGUUGUUAGAGAGACAAACGCGUAAACAUUUUGAAACAAUCUACAAUGCUUUGUUUGAUAAUGGACAAGGGGACAUUCUAUUAAGUAGUAGUUUGUUUCUUGAUGAACUGUCGGCAUAUAUUCCUACAGAUUCAUCAGUGGUGAACCAUGAACGAGCGGGGCCGUCGCUACCGCGUUCAAUAGGAGGUGAGCCUCACACUGUCAUGGUAUGCGCACUACGGUGUCAUUGCCCCAGCAUCUUACAGAGAUGGGCUUCCAGACCCCGUCAUUGGCCGUCACCGGUCUUAGUUCAGAAAGUCGUAUCGUUAGGAGCUAAUGUAACAGCGGUGGGUUUUAAGGAAAGUGAAUACAAGCACAUGGAAUGGAGGAUUGGUUUUAACACCGGAGAGUCAGAACUAAUGAACAACCUUAAUGACACACAAGCGAAAGUGUACGUUAUGCUCAAAAUGAUCGUCAAAGAUGUGUUAAGGCCUUCUCAGAAAGAAAUAACAUCAUACGUGAUGAAAAAUAUAGUAUUAUGGCAAGCUGAGCGUAACCCACAAAAUAAGUUCUAUGCUCAGAGUUUUCUUCACUGGCUGCAUGACGGACUGAGAGCACUUAGGACUGCUAUUGUCACACAACAACUGUCAUAUUACAUGAUUCCAGAAAGGAAUUUAAUGGCAGCCAGUGGUUUGACGUACAGGCAGCAAAGUCAUUGGGUAGAAGUUAUCACGGACAUGAUGGCAGAAGGUCCGAGGGUAAUUCUCGGAUUGCCAAAGAUACGGAGGGCUAUUGUCGCGUCCCCAGAGCCGAUGUUGUGGUACAGCAUGAAAAGGAUGGAGCUGGAGAUGCUAGAGCUGGAGAAUAUGAUACUAAAUGUGUCUUGUCUUGAGAACGGAGUGUUGGAUGCUAUCCGACAAGAGAUACUGAGACGUGAGAUGGAGAUACUGAUGGGGAUUCAACUAUGGAUGAGCGAAGAAGGCUGUACUGUAAAUGCUCUGACGGAUAUUCGCAAUAGAAUGUUAAAGUAAUAAUGAAUUGAAGUACCUUAAAAGGAUGGAACUGAGAUGGUAAGAUACGUGCAACGUAUGAAUGAAAAGAUAGUGGUGUUUUGUCUCGGAUAUCAUCCUGCAGGAGAUACAAGGACAAAUGAGUGGAAUAGUGAGAUGGAUCUUCCGCCGAGUGUUUAUGAAAGGCAGCGUUGUUAAUAAUAUGUAUCCGCCUUGAACUUCAUAAGUGAUGGCGCUUGUUUUUCGGCCGUGCUUGAAAAUAAAAUAGUGACGUGUAGUAAGGAACUAGUUCGUCUAAAUAAUGCAGUAGUUAAUGUAAACGAUCAGGCGUAGCAAGUAAUUAAUACGAAAUAUGCACAAUCAGUCUUCCUUAAAGAGAGUAUAUAAUAUCUCUUUUUAAACAUAACACGUUGUUGGAUCCUUAUCAACCAUCGCGAUUUUGGGGACGUCAGCACAUAACGGUAGAUGUCUGACGCCUCUCAAUUACCAGUUUCGCAAUUGACAUUCCGCGAUAUAUCCAAGAGGCCAGAUGACGGUUAUGACCGAGAUUUAAAGACUUGAGAAGUCGGGAACCGCGCUCAAGAGUAUAAAUCUUGUAUCCGGCAAAGCUGUUUUAAGAUUAGAACGGUGUUCAUGUUACUGGAUUGUGGACGAUAUAUAGAGUCGAACAGGCUAGCCUGGCUGGACCAGCGAUAUUGAGGCGAACAAGCUAGUCAGUCUGAUAUAUAGAGGCGAACAGGAUAGCCUGGCUGGACCAGGUACCGUUCAUGGAACGCCAACAUUUACAUCUGCACGGAGCUGAGAGUCAUAUUUUGAUAACCAAUCAAUAAACUACACACGAACCGCCGUGAACCAGUGGGUAGAAGUUUGCAACAUUACUAUAUCGAUGUGCGCACAAAAUGCUACACACACAAGUGAACAAGUCUGCAGCCAAGACGACACUGAGAAAUAUUCAAUGUCAGUUUUGACAGAGACGUAGUCAAGCGACAAGCACCCAUCGUUUCUAGCACAAAUGUCGCUGCUUAAAUACCGAAUAAAACCUAGCCAAAGUGAAACAAUUUCAAAACUGUCGGUCAGUGUCGUAAUACGGGAUGAAACCGCUGUCAUGUCCAUCAAUAUUUAAAUUAUAUUGGGAAUUGUAAUACAUAUACAUUUUACAUCUAUAUGGGAGGUGUUCAAUCGUUUGGAAAAUAUUGUCGAAGUGUGCUGCACAAAAGUACUAGGCUUGUGUUAUGUGGACAAACUGCCCAACAUAAUGACAAACCGAUCGACUGAAAGACCCUAAUAUACCACCCCUGCUAUGAUGUCAUUUAUGCUGAGAACUGUAUGAAAUUGACCGUGAAAAAAUGAGCAUAAUAGCAAAUAUCCUUUAUAAAUAUAUUUUAUGUUUAUUGAUAGGUAUUCUAUUACUGUUAUAAAAUUAUAAUAAUUGUAAUACUCGUUACCAGGUAUAUUCACACUCCAACCAAAAAAUUUUUGUUGCUAGUAUUUCCUUAAGAAACUAUUAUUUCUGAUAAUGCAGCCUAUGUCUGGUGCAUUUUGCUUCAUCUUCCUGUCAGAUACAUAAUUCUCAAUAUCAAAGAACAUGUUUCACUGCCAGAUACAUUUUUAAUGAGUUGACAGUUUUAUCCGGUUCCAUCUAAUUGACUUCCUAAAUGUAUAAACAUGAAACAAGAGGACAAGCUAUGCACAGAUUUACCAAUAAACUUUGUGUAUUGAUCGAUUAAUCUAUGUUUCAUUUUGAACAUUCGCAAGUGUGAGCCAACAUUGUUUCUAGAUUCAAAUCGAUUUAUUUCUGUAAUGUUCGUACACUUUAAGUGCCAUUAAACACGUGUUAGAUUUUAAUUCCUAACAGAUAACUACAGAUUGAGCAUAUGAACGGUUGUCUUAUUUUUUAAUAUAGUAAUUUCCCUAAACGUGUUCUUAAUUUUCCUUUUUCUGUAGGCAUUGGAUUCCACCAACAACACCAAUUCCGUUUAGUGCGAAAAAAUCCCAACCAACUAAAGCUCUAAAAUUUUGUUUGCUGAGUUUUCGAUAAAGUAUAACAGUUGAAGAGGGCAUAAUUGCUUGAUUCAAUAUUUUAAAAGAAGACUUUUGUAGGCCUACCUUUAUUUGCAUAUAAUCUUCAAAAUCAUGAUUCAUGACAUUAUGUUACUUUUAAGACAUAAAUGAAUUUAGUUAUUGAAUAUCAUAAUUCUUUGCAAGCAAUGCCAGUUAAGUGUAUUAUAUGGAUCAAAUAAACUAAAGCUUUCAUUAAAAUGUGUCUAAACGCCUUAAUUAAUACAAACUCAAUACAUAAGCGAAAGUUUCUUGAGAAUAGACUUCCUUUACACAAGAAAUACCAUACAAGGGGAAAGUGUCGUCCUUGACUUCCUUUACACAAGAAAUACCAUACAAGGGGAAAGUGUCGUCCUUGACUUCCUUUACACAAGAAAUACCAUAAAAGGGGAAAGUGUCGUCCUUGACUUCCUUUACACAAGAAAUACCAUACCAGGGAAAAGUGUCGUCCUUGACUUCCUUUACACAAGAAAUACCAUACAAGGGGAAAGUGUCGUCCUUGACUUCCUUUACACAAGAAAUACCAUACAAGGGGAAAGUGUCGUCCUUGACUUCCUUUACACAAGAAAUACCAUACAAGGGGAAAGUGUCGUCCUUGACUUCCUUUACACAAGAAAUACCAUACAAGGGGAAAGUGUCGUCCUUGGUUAGCAUGCGCGGACUGAACUGGCUAUUCUGGGAGGAAACUUUCAGCACAUGCAUUUAACCCAGUUUCCACAAAACGCGAGUCAUAUACAAGAAAGACAACUAUCAAUACUUAUUUUUAAAAACCAUAUUAUCCAGUGGAAUUCAAUAUGCAUAAAUUACACAUAAACACGCUGUUCUCUACAUGAAAUAUAAUUUAUUAUGUGGCUGGUUUUAUAUACAGGUGUAGAGAAUUUGAAUUAUGCGAAGAAAUAUAUAAUUAAGAUGUUCUUACGUGAUUUUAGACGUCGACGUAUGAAUUGGUCUGCACGUUUAUUUUUAGGAAAAUAAAUUAAUUAUAUCAUAUAUGUAUUCUUCUCGACGAAAAAUCUAUAUCUAUUACCUUUAUUGAUACGAAAGCUGUACCAACAGGCGGAAAUAUUACGUCAUGAUAGCAUUGUGUGUUUUAUGUGCCACAAACACAUCAUUAGUACAACAGAGCCGCGUGUGUCUGACUUGUGAUGCAGAAAAAAUUGAUUUGAAUUCGAUGAUUUAUCAAUUAUAAAAUACUAGAAAUAAUAUCCAAAUAGUGUGUUGCAUCAGAAAAAUAUGUUUUUAUUAAAUGAUUUAUCAAUAAUAAUAGUAAUAAUAGAAAAAUAGUAUUUUAUGCAAAGCCGGUUUUUCAUACGUAAACGAUUCGAUUCAUUUUAUGUCACUUGAAUAACUUACUGUUCUACAAAUUAGUUUAAAGAUGAUCGUUUGUAGUUUUUAUUGUAAGUUUACCUAGGCUUUUAAUUACAGUGUUUUAUAACGUAGACAUUUGUGUUAGGUGUUUGAUUCGUGUUCGAGACAUUUGUUUAAGAAUUGUAAAGUUGUUGUUGUAAGUGGUGACAAUUUCAGUCUUAGGUAUUGUUUUUGAUUUUAUUAAUUGAGUAUUGCACGCAUUGCGAUAAAUGAAGUUUUAUUUUUAGAGUUGGUAUAAACAUU